AUGAAUGCUGAUACUUGUGUUUCUUAUUGUGAUCCGGCUGCCAUGGAUUCCUACUACAACGCAGCCUCCCAGGACACAGAAGGCUCCUCGCCUUUUAGGGCAUUUCAAGCAAGUGACAAGUUCAGCCCUACUUUCCUGGCCAGCAAAGGACAAGGCUUUGGUGACAGCAGCACUAAGUGCCGGAGCCGCUACAGCCAGCAGGAAUGUCAGUCCCUGGAUGGCAGUGUGCAGGCUGCCGGCUCUGCCGGGGCUCCGGCCUCCUUUAACAAAUACCCUCCGCAGCAACAGCCGCCGCACCUCUACAUGCAGCGAGGCCCCUGCAAAACCCCCCCGGACAGCAACAUCAAGCUGCAAGAGAGCAGCGGCCACAACGGAACUCUGCAGGUCUCCUGUUACGGUAAAGACAGUGCUUUGGGAGAGGCCGACUUGCAGCCGAGCUCUGACCCUUCGGGAAUGGACAGCAGCUACCUCAGCGUGAAGGAGGCUGGGGUGAAAGUGCCCCAGGACAGGGCCAGCACAGACCUCCCCAGCCCCAUGGACAAGGCCGACUCGGAGAGCAACAAGGGCAAAAAGCGGAGGAACCGCACCACCUUCACUAGUUACCAGCUGGAGGAGCUGGAGAAGGUCUUCCAGAAAACCCACUAUCCUGAUGUCUAUGCCAGGGAGCAGCUAGCCAUGAGGACAGACCUCACCGAGGCUCGUGUACAGGUGUGGUUUCAGAACCGGAGAGCAAAAUGGCGCAAGAGGGAGCGGUUCGGUCAGAUGCAGCAGGUCCGGACCCACUUCUCCACUGCCUAUGAGCUGCCUCUGCUGACCCGUGCUGAGAACUACGCCCAGAUCCAGAACCCCUCCUGGAUUGGCAACAAUGGAGCUGCCUCUCCUGUGCCUGCCUGUGUUGUCCCCUGCGAGACAGUGCCCUCCUGCAUGUCCCCCCAUGCCCACCCCCACGCGGCUGGCGGUGUCUCUGAGUUCCUCGGCGUCUCCGGCCCUGGCAGCCACGUGGGACAGACUCACAUGGGUGGCCUCUUUGGCACGGCUGGGAUGAGCCCCAGCCUCAAUGGCUACGAGCUGAACAGCGAGCCGGACCGCAAGACCUCCAGCAUCGCUGCCCUGAGGAUGAAAGCAAAGGAGCACAGCGCCGCUAUCUCCUGGGCGACAUGACAGGGCUGCAGCCCAGUGCCCAUGACACGGAGAGAGCACAUAGGGACAGCUGAACAAAUCCAUCCGCUUGGACGCCAGACAGCAGUUGCCUCC
This is a messenger RNA of Lepidothrix coronata (blue-crowned manakin), 1254 nucleotides long. It is a transcript of the gene ALX4, whose product is annotated as ALX homeobox 4. The transcript is spliced from 4 exons. Gene Ontology annotation, molecular function: DNA-binding transcription activator activity, RNA polymerase II-specific; RNA polymerase II transcription regulatory region sequence-specific DNA binding. The record is from RefSeq and is a predicted model, not a curated record. The coding region runs from base 1 to 1161 and encodes 386 amino acids. Gene Ontology annotation, biological process: regulation of transcription by RNA polymerase II. Lineage: Eukaryota; Metazoa; Chordata; Aves; Passeriformes; Pipridae.